This is a messenger RNA of Melanotaenia boesemani (Boeseman's rainbowfish), 1965 nucleotides long. It is a transcript of the gene prkra, whose product is annotated as protein kinase, interferon-inducible double stranded RNA dependent activator. NCBI's taxonomy places the organism in Eukaryota, Metazoa, Chordata, Actinopteri, Atheriniformes, Melanotaeniidae. The transcript is spliced from 8 exons. Bases 556 to 1479 code for a protein of 307 amino acids. The record is from RefSeq and is a predicted model, not a curated record.
UCAUUGUGCAAAACUUAAUAGGUUGUUGGAUCAAUUUAAUUUGAGUCAGGUGUGUUGAAGCAGGAAACAUUGAAAACCUGCAGGACAGCAUCCCUCGAGGACCGACUUUGGACACCCCUGGUCUAAGUGAAGAGCAGAGAGGGCAAUUUAUUGCCACAGAAAAGGGAAAUGCAGAUGAUAGAGAGGAACAUUCAGUCAGCAAUUAAAGCUGCAAACUUGAACCUUUUUUUUUUUCAUAAGAUUAGAUUCUUGGAAACAGACUGAGCCAAACUACAACCUUCUGUUCCGUGAGGCAGAGUUAGCCUAACCCUCCACCAGCAGGUGCCGCUAAACAUAUUCCUCUCAUUUCCAGUGAUUACUGACCCGGAUGUUUAUAUGCUGAUACGUUUAUUUGUCUAUGAUUUCAACGACAAGGCUACAAUGAUGUGUUGUUAGCGUUCACGUUCUUUGAUUAAAAAAACAACAAACAAAAAAAUAGAUGUCCAGAAAAAUUAAUCAAACUGGUGUUCAAGUAUUUUUAUUUUUUAUUUUAACUAUAAAUCUCUAACUGUAAAUAUGUCUCAAGAGGGAUUUCAAUCAUCAGCAUUAAAAACUACCCCCGACACGAGCUUGAACACAGAUGAAUUGCAGAGGAGCAGUCCUGGGAAGACCCCUAUUCAAAUAUUGCAUGAGUAUGGCAUUAAAACUGGGAACCUUCCGGUGUAUGUGAUGGAGAGGGCUGAAGGGGAGGCUCACCAGCCCAGCUUCGUCUUCAGUAUGACAAUUGGAGACAUUAGCUGCACAGGUCAAGGAUCCAGUAAAAAGGCUGCUAAACACCAGGCUGCAGAGGCUGCACUGAAUAUUUUGAAAAUAGAUGCAGGAAGUGGGAAUGUUCCUGGAAAAUCUGACAAUAAUGGAGUAGCAGUAGAAACUAACCACCAUCCUAACGCUGUGGGCUUACUGCAGGAGUUAGCUUUGCAGCGAGGAUGGCGUCUUCCUGAAUACACAGUCUCUCUGGAGGCUGGUCCGCCCCACAAGAGAGAGUUCACAGUUAUAUGUAGAAUGGAGUCAUUGUCAGAAAAGGCUGUAGGAAACUCCAAAAAAGCAGCAAAAAAGGCAGCAGCAGAGAAAAUGAUGGCAAAGCUUCAAAACUUGUCGGGCUGCUCUGAAAUCACAUGGACUCCAAAACCGAGUGUCCGAUUUGAUACCAUCAUGAACUCCACAGCAGAGAGGAUAUCUUUACUCAGAAGGAAGCCGCUAAGCAUUCCCAACACAGAUUAUAUCCAGAUGAUAUUGGAGCUGUCCAAAGAGCAAGGCUUCGAGGUUACAUACUUUGAUAUUGACGAGCUGACAGUGAACGGCCAGUACCAGUGCCUGGCAGAACUGUCCACCUCACCUGUGACUGUGUGCCACGGCACAGGCAUCUCCUGCAGCAACGCACACAACGACGCAGCUCACAGCGCACUCCAGUACAUCAAGAUCAUGGCCAAUAGUAAAUGAACAUCACCAGCAUCGAUAGCUGCUUCACCCCAACGUCGUCAAAUACUCAAUAAAUUAGCUGAUGACCCGCCUGUCACCGUGAGAGAUCAAGAUCUAUUUUUAUUUUAAUGUCUGCUAUAUUUAAGCAAAUGUUAACCAAUCACCGUCUAAUCACAGUUUCUACUGUGAUGUAUUCGGAGAGAGAUUAAUACGACUGUAGGGAUGGCAUGCAUUAUAAUCCACAAGAAAACAUUUAUGUUUUCAAUGUUUGCAUCUGUUAGAAUGGAAUCUUCAUUCAAUCUGUAAUCCAGCUGCCUUCAUGUGGCCCAUCCUGAAAGUUGAAAACAUGUUAACGUUAUGUCUGUUGCAUUUUAUUUAUUUUUUUUUAUUUUGGUAAUACAUAAAGAAAAAAAUUAUGGACUGUAUGACAAAUGUUCUGACUUGUGUUCUUUGCUGUAGUGUCAGGAGCUACAGAAAUCUAUAAAAUAAAGCAAAUCAUCACAUUAA